Physella acuta is the source of this 3074-nucleotide messenger RNA. Its product is annotated as solute carrier family 25 member 44. Gene Ontology annotation, cellular component: mitochondrion. The record is from RefSeq and is a predicted model, not a curated record. Gene Ontology annotation, biological process: branched-chain amino acid transport; branched-chain amino acid catabolic process. Lineage: Eukaryota; Metazoa; Mollusca; Gastropoda; Physidae. Gene Ontology annotation, molecular function: branched-chain amino acid transmembrane transporter activity.
GGAAUUUUAUCAAAACUUGAGAAAAAUCCCAAUUUGAUAUGCCUAGCAAGUAGCUAGAUUUGAAUCUAUAGUAUUAAUAAAUGUGUCUAAUUUAACUGUUUGCUUUACUUGAAAAUUGUAUUUGUGUUAAGAUUUUAUUAGGUAUUGGUAAAAUAUGAACGCCAUGUAUUAUUUCAAAUAUCUUUCAUGCCUGGUUAUAAUAAUUUUUGUGAACUCAAAGUGACCCCAAAAGUAAAAAAGUGUCAUCACCACAAUUUCAAAUAGCAAUUGCCCAAGCUAUGACAUAUGCUGAUAUCUAAGCCAUGUAGGGAGUUUUCUCCCUGUAACAUAACAACUUACAAGAGCCGAGAUCAAAAACUGGAUUCGACUAUCUAGAACUAUAUCACUUUAUGAUGACAUAGAUCAAACUAAUAUUUUAGUUGCAACUAAAACUAUAAAUUAAAAUGGGGUUUGAAGUUGAAGAAAUCCCAAUAAUUGAACUGAACAUGAUGGACAAGAGGAAAUACUUUCCUCUUACACUGGCAAGUGGACUGACCAUUCGGAGUAUAUUGUAUCCAUUCAUGCUCAUCAAAACUAGGCUGCAGAUUCAGAAAGGACGCACAGUUUAUAGAGGAACUUUUGAUGCUUUUAUACAGAUAUCCCGCAUGGAAGGUGCAUCUGGUCUUUACCGUGGAUUCUGGCUGUCAUGCCUUCAGCUGUUCCCAUCUAUGGCCUAUAUAUCCACUUAUGAGGGUACUAGACACUAUCUGCUUGAAACUCAUGGGGUUACAGAUAACAGGAUACGUUCAUUUGUUGGUGGUGGAUUAGCAUCAAUAACAGGACAAACAUUAGCAGUUCCAAUUGAUAUCGUUACACAACACCUGAUGUUAAUGGGGAGAAGGAAUCCUGCCAAAGCGUCGGGUCAAUCAACAUUCCCAGGCACUGACAAGAGAGCCCAGCAAAAAGUCUCAUCGCUACAACAUUUUCAUUUAUCUGAAUCUGAUGCUCGAUCUCGCUUUGGUGCUGUACGAGCGAUUGUUAGAGUCAUCUAUAAGCAAGAUGGUCUGCUAGGUUUUUACAAAGGUUACUUCAUCUCAUUAGCAUGCUUUGCCCCUAACAGCGCAUUGUGGUGGUUCUUUUAUGAUUCUUAUUCAGUUCUGUUUGCCAGUGUUACUCCUGUCUUCAUUCCACGGUUGGCAAUCCAAGUUGUGGCAGCUCCACUCAGUGGCAUUAGCUCAGCUCUCUUAACUAAUCCCCUAGAUGUGAUUCGUGCUAGGAUUCAGGUUGAAGGCACCAAGCUGGGGGAGACUGUCAAAUUGUUGUGGAAGGAAGAAGGAAUAUGGAUCAUCACUAAAGGCCUGUCAGCACGUCUAGUUCAGUCUGUCACUUUCUCUUUUUUUAUCAUUUUAGGAUAUGAAACCAUUAAAAGAUGGAGCAUUCUAGAUGAGUAUAAAGAUAAAGUGCGAUGGUAGCAGACUUAGGCUGUAAAUAGUUUUAGCCCACUUUUUAAUCUUCAGAAAUUUUAUGGAAAGACAGGAUUUUUUUAAAAAUUCCAAAGUUGUAAAUAAACUGCAGCUUUUAUACCGAGGCAACCAGCCACAAUAACAAGCUUUUAACUACCAACCUAUACUAGACAUUGUCAAACUGAUCUGAGUGAAACGUAUCAGUUAUUUUCAUUUGGAUCACCACAGCAGAGUUUAUUUAAUACUUGAUGUCUUCCUGAUUUUGGUUUAUAGCACUUUAUUUACCUAGUUUAAAGAUGUUCAUCUGAAAUGAAAUCACUUUAAAGGUGAUAUUUUUGUACAUGGUAGCAGUGAGUAUUGUCCCAUUUCUUUACAUCAUGAAACUUAGAUCUGCUAACUUGAAAACUUAGCCUUGAAAUGAGCAUUUUUUGAUGAAGCAUAAAGUCUUGAUAUUAAAAGUAUUUACUUGAUGUCAUUUAGUGCCAGCCACUCUGGUUUGUGCUCAACAGAAGCUCUUUCUGCAGAAAUCUGUAUUGUGAAGUAGAGCUGGUCUUGUUGUAGAAGUACUUAUGUUAAUCAGCUUUACUACUGUUUCCCCUGUUUAAUCUGCUAAUUGAUUAAAAAAGGAUAACUCUUUCCCAUAUAGCCAGGAUUUUUAAAAAUGUUGAUUUUUUUUUUUCACAAUUUGUACUGAAUAUUUUUUUAAAUUGUAUCAUAUGAUGGACGUUUCGAAACUAAGUCAUCUAAAAAAAAUCACUGAAUAAGGUAUGCAAUGUUUGUAGUCAUUUUUGAGGUAAAUAAAACUUAAAAUCUUUAACCACAGGUAAGUCAAUGACAUGAUCUCUAUUGAAAUCAGGUUAAGCCUGAUUUUCUCUAAACUAGGUCAUAUUUAUUGAUUGAUUUUAUUCUCUGUAAACAUGCACCGUAAAGCAAAUUGUUAUUAUGUUUAAUGUCAUUUUAUGUAAUUCUCUGUAUACUGGCAUCAAAUAUUGACUCAGGUAUUGAAGCAUAAACUUUUUUAGUGAAUCAUCUUCUGUAAUAUAAUAUGGUAAAGUAUUUAUUAAAACAUUAACUCGCAGUAACUCAUACAUAUAAAAGACAUUUUUAAACAUUCAGUUUGUUUUAUAAGUAAUAUUCAUGCAUGGAUUUCAGUUAGUAUUUUUUUUAAAUGUAUUUUAAGUAAUAUUUGGCUCACUAUUUUAAAAACUUUGCUCUAAAAAAUUUUUGAAAGUUAUCAAUUAACAGUUUAAAAUAAUUUGUAAAAUCAAAAGUCUGUGAUAUAUUUGAAUUGUACAUGAAGACGAGUUUCUUUUAUUGUUGUGCAGAGAUGCAUCAGUUCUUGUCUUAUCAGUUCUUGUCUGUUAAAACUUAUAUGUAAAAGUAUUUCGUCAUGUCUAUCUGUAAAAACUUAAAAUAUAUGAUGUAUGUGUUAAUGAUAAAAUAUCUCAUUGAUUUUGUUAACAACUUAUAAUGGAGAAUGUAAAUGAAAAUUUGUUAUAAAAAAAUAAUUGAACAAGCCUUGUUAUCAAAUUAUUAUUUGUAUAAAUGUAUGUAAGGAAGUUUUCUUUCCUUUCUGUGUGAUGUUUUAUGAUCUUUAUGUUCUUCCUGUGUAGGUAUAAGUAACAAGUGACG